Medioppia subpectinata is the source of this 813-nucleotide messenger RNA. Lineage: Eukaryota; Metazoa; Arthropoda; Arachnida; Sarcoptiformes; Oppiidae. The record is from the annotation of a GenBank genome assembly.
AUGUUAGGCUUAGCGCCGAACCCGUCGUUCGGAUCGUACGACCGGUCGGUGGCGGCCGUCGACGCCGUCCACGAGUUGUCCGCAUUCUCGGCGACGAGUCUUCCGCUGCCGGCCGUCGAGUCGUUUGAUUUGAAUCACUUGUACGACAACAACGACUCUUCCAAGAAGAUCGACAUCCAUAUGGAUAAGGGAACCACUACUCUGGCCUUCAGAUACAAAGGCGGUGUUGUUGUGUGCGCCGACAGUCGCGCCACUGGCGGUCAGUUCAUCGGCUCGCAGACCGUCCGCAAGAUUAUACCCAUCAAUAAACACCUGUUGGGAACGAUGGCGGGCGGGGCCGCCGACUGCACCUAUUGGGAGCGCGUGCUGUCCGAGAGGUGCCGUAUCUAUGAGCUCCGCAAUCGGGAGCGCAUUUCAGUGGCCGCCGCCUCCAAACUCUUGGCUAAUAUCCUCUACAACUACAAGGGAAUGGGUCUGUCUUUGGGUGUAAUGAUCUGCGGAUGGGAUGACAGGAAGGGUCCGGCGGUCUUCUAUGUGGACAGCGAAGGCCACCGAAUGCCCGGACACCUGUUCAGCGUCGGCUCCGGCAGUACUUACGCUUAUGGUAUUCUGGAUUCGGGCUAUCGUUACGAUAUGAGUGAUGACGAGGCGUACGAUUUGGGCCGACGAGCCAUAUAUCACGCCACACACCGCGACUCCUAUUCCGGUGGUAUCGUUAGGGUGUAUACCAUCAAAGAGGACGGUUGGCAUAUCAUCACCGAAGAGGACAGCAAAGACUUGCACUACAAGUACGCCGACGAGAAGAAGAAGUAA